AUUCUUCUGAAAAAAUUCCACAAAUGUUGAUAAUAAAAUAUUAUGCAAGGUAACAGAGCAUUUCUGGCCGAUUUGGCCAACUUUUUGGAGUUUGUAGAGCAAGGAAUCAUGAACAAAACGGUGGAUCUCACAGAUUUGGUACAAACCACAAAUUUAAACCAAUGCUUCAAAAUGAUGGAUUCGAUGCUGAAGGAGUGUGAAACUGGAGUCUCUGCUCAAGAGUUAAGUGAGUUAAGAAACCGAAUAAAUGUCGCAAGAGAAACAGUAGAAAUGAUUGGAAGCUCUGGAACCUUGAAAAACACCGACCAAAUAUACGGGGAUAUGUACCUAAUUGAUCAGAAUAACUCAGAGAGGGAAAAUUACGAAAGAUACGGAGCCAAUUUAGGCAUGACAAAUGAAGAGUUCGAUAAACUCAUAGAAGAUUGGGCUGAAGAUCUCGACACAUCGCAAAAAGGGCCAAGAAGGAGAAGGGCCAAUAAGCCAGAAAACUUUCAGGAACAGAUUCAAGGAGAAAUCGCUGAACUAGCAAAUGAAAUGAAAUCGAAAGUAGCUCGUUACAGGGACAUUAUAGUAAAAGACAAUAAGGCUUUGCUUAAUUUUACUGGAGAACAAGAGAAACAGCUGGACACUGUUACCCAUAUCGCCAAAGAGUCCAACAAGCUCACAAAAUCAGCGAACAUAUCACUUAGACAAUUUAUAAUAAUGGUAGUGACGAUGUUCGCUCUGACUUUGGCCAUGUUUUUCCUAUUCUUACUCUCAUGAAUGAUUCUCUACACUACAUCACAUACAUCUUAGUUAUAG
Molecule: messenger RNA, 801 nt
Organism: Theileria parva strain Muguga
Lineage: Eukaryota; Apicomplexa; Aconoidasida; Piroplasmida; Theileriidae
Product: putative integral membrane protein
Exons: 5
Coding region: 43-762 (239 amino acids)
Source: RefSeq, a predicted model, not a curated record